Molecule: messenger RNA, 1103 nt
Organism: Oryza brachyantha (malo sina)
Lineage: Eukaryota; Viridiplantae; Streptophyta; Magnoliopsida; Poales; Poaceae
Product: E3 ubiquitin-protein ligase SIRP1-like
Exons: 3
Coding region: 256-942 (228 amino acids)
Source: RefSeq, a predicted model, not a curated record
GAAUCUAUGAAUAAUCUGAUCUCAUCUCUAAAAAGAACAAACCACAAAAAGAUGGUCACUCCUGAUACGAUGAGAUCGGGAGGAGAGAACCUGAUGCUUACUUUCCUGAGCAUCUCUAGCAAAGCAUAAGAUCCUUGAUUCUACUCCACCUGAUAAACCAAGAAGGAUCAUUCUCACAGAACCUGCAACUCCAUUCUCUCUUCCAGUUCCAGCUGCGAGCCCAGCAACGACUCCGGCCGCCAACUCGCCGGCGAGAUGAGCGGCCGCCGGCCGGAUGGGAGCUACGGGCCGGAGUACGGCCCCCAGCCUCUUGAGCAAGACCAUGGAUUGUACCAUCACUGGCCAUCCAGGGGGAGAGCUCCAUGGCCUCUCUACCAUGGCAGGGAUUAUCCUGGGAGGACACUGGAGCAAAGGGUGACAAGAGAACCUUUUGGAUUUUCCAGAAUCCUCCACAUCAAUGGCAGUAACCUGAGGCCGCGACAAGAGAACCCUGGACUCACUGGUGCCGAGUUCGAGAAGGCGAUGGAGCAGCUCAAGAAGCAGGUAUACAUGCCGUCAGACCUUCAGAAGACUGCUGCUGCCUCCAAGACAGGAGGCAGAGGACUCUCACAUACAAAGAAUGCAAGAUCUGAGCCAAUUCCAAACAACAUGGAAGAGGAGAAGGCAUGUACCAUAUGUUUGGAGACAUUCCUGGCCGGGGAGAAGGUGGUGGCCACACCCUGCAACCACAUUUUUCACCAGGGGUGUAUCACCCCCUGGGUGAAGGGGCAUGGCAGCUGCCCAGUGUGCCGGUUCAUGCUAUGCGAGAGGAACGCCGUCUCCGACAACAGCCACAGCAGCGUUGGAGAGGUCGAGGUGGAUCUGGACCUGCUGGAGAUGAUGAGGGCCAUGGAGGAGGUGUUCAGCCGGGUCACAUUCUCAAACUUCAUGCCAUACCAUUAGAUGAAUCAGCAACAGGUCAUGAAGACAUGAAUGUAUGGUAAUUCCUCUAUUACUACCAUGGGUGUGCUACUAACUUGCAUAAUAUUCCACUAAGAAUUUCAGCAAGAUUUCCUACCUAGCAAUCUUGUCACACUGCAUUGUGAAAUCAGAUAAUGCAGAGA